CUUCUUGACAACAAGUUCAUCAUAACAUCAUCAUUCGCACACUCAAGUGCGACAUUUUCAGUUCACUACGCAAUUCUCCUUACUAGUGUGCCGUCCUGCCAGAGGGCUACAAUCCGUUCCCUUUCCUACUUCCCUGCCCCCGCCGACCACUUCAUAGAUACUCUCGCACCUUUUGGCUUCGUGAAUCAGUCUACUGCAGCAGUAACCACGGAACAAUUCACUAGCCGCCGGAACCCCACUUUCGUCAUACAGUCACCAUGUCAGUCUCGGACAUCGUUUCCGUAUUGACCAUCCUCAUCAAGGUUGGGUCAGAAAUCAAGACUCGACUCGACUCUCUCAACGAAGCUAGCGAAGACCUUCUACUGCUCACCACCAAUCUUCAAGUUCUGUUGAAGUUAUUUGAGGACACAGAGAACGAGGACAUCAUCAAGACCCACUCGUCAGAGUUUGUGAACAUAGUAGAUAUCCUUCAAAGUAUUGCGCAGUCAUGCACAAGCUUUGCAAAGGCCCUCGGCGUCGAACCUGCUGAAACGACAACUGCGACUCAGAAGACAGGGAUGAAUGUCAAAAAAGUUGUCAAGCGGGUGUGGAAUUUCACUAGGAUUCCUGUCCUUCUCGCCGAAAUUCGGCGUAAGGCCGAACAACUUCAUCACAUAUCUAGCACACUGACUAUUUCAUUUCUCUCCGACAUCCGGAAGCAUCAGAGAAAGUCGAGUGGGAAGGAAAAUCUCAAAUCCUCCGUCGCAAAAAGCACUACUUUGCACGAGAGGUUACUAGACCUGGACCUCAGCACGGAAUUCGCUAACAUCGACUGGAUGGUGGGAAACCUCAUGAACGAAUGCAAACACCUUGAGCAACAGCUCCAGGAGGCCACUCUUUUUCCCGACACGUCGAUUGUUCAAGAUUACCAAGCGCAGAACCCAGAAGGAGCAUCAUUUUGGAAGGAUCGAUUCCAGAAAGGCAGACUUAGCGCCUCAGCUUUUCGCUAUGAGGUAAUGACACUUAAAAGCAACCCCACUCCCUUUCUUCUAUUUGCCAUGUCGCCACAUCAUACUAACAUGUCGCUUUCUCAACAGACGUUUUACGUUUCUUGGGCACGCUUCGUACAUGAGGUAGAAACGUCCUUCACUCUCAAAAUGAUACCGACCGGGAUUUUUGAAACCGGAAACCUUGACCUCGUUAGACUACAAGGGUCUCGUUAUUCUAUCAAUCAAAGUGGCACACGUCGUCUUUCCACCAUCCGGCCUCUCUGGCUCCCGGCUCUUCGAUCUGCUCUCGAUCCGCUGCACAAGGGCUACGUCAAACCUCAAGACUAUUUCAAAUUGAUUCACGACUCUUCCUUGUCCGACACACUGAGAAGUCUGGCCCUCGAAAGCACAGGCUAUGGUACGCUUGUCGAAUGUGAGAGAGCGUCCGGCGAUCUCGCCUUACCGGCGGCAAUCGAGUCUCCUUCUGCUCAUAUCGGGUGGAUAUCUGCUCAAAUCGUGGCCGUUCCAACACCUGAUGAACUUGGAAUCGUCACCGGACGAGAGGUCAUGGAAUCAAGCGGCGAUGACCUCUUCGCUUACUUCAGUGAAACUGCCCGAGACGUUCACGUUCACGUUCGUUACCUCCAAACUGGCCAAAUCGAGCGCAAGAGUAUCUCAAAGCAAGUUCGUCCGAUUGGAGGCAUUUCUGUUGGCGCUGCAUUGUCUAUCCGGCAUGAGCUGGGCUCUGGCGAUCAUGCCUGGAGCUGCGACCUUCACAUCACUGAGUUUAAGGCAUGUCAAGGUGGAGAGUAUAUUAUUGCGGCAUGUGUCGGUUCGACUUCUGUCGUAUUUUCCACGAGGCCUCUCAAGACUUCAUUCGACAAGAUGUUACACAGCAAUGACAACUCCUCAAGUUUCACCAUACCGGAGUUUGACUAUACCCUUCUGGGGCCGUCGAAGGUAUUCAUCCACCCGCCGAAAGUUGGCGAGAAGGUUCAGAUCGAGUACGACGGGCUCUGGUACGAUUCGAGAGUCACGGUAGUGGACGGCGAUGAGAUUGAGUUUGUCGACUGGGAAAAUUUACCAAAAAAAGGCGAAACCAACAUUACACAAGCUCAACACGGCGGCGAAGCAGAUGGGAAAGAUGACAGCAACCUGUUCUUUUCAGAAGAGCAGUUGACACAACUCGGGAAGGGCACGCGGCGACUCUGGCGACCGUGGCGGAGAAACAUCAUCAGGUACGACGUUCGGCCUUAUCGUUGCUUCCAUGUCGGGGACACUAUCGAGGCACCCGUCAUGUACCCGGAUUUUCGAUUUCAUUACCAUGUUACCGACAAUUCGCAACUCUACCUUCCUGCUCGAAUCGUUGACGUCCAAGGUGACCAGUAUGUGGUCGAAUUCAGUCCGGCGUUCUCGGUUCAUAGUUGGUGGCCGGGGAGAAUGCCAAAGGGCAAACAAGUAGACCUAGUACCGGGAUCAGACGUUAAGAUGGAAAACCCGUUCGACUUCAAUCAUGUGACGUUGGCCAUGGAUCGGGUACGUCCUCUCAUCGCAGGACCACGAGCAGUGCUGGGUGUUCAGUCAGCGAAGCCGUCUGGGUGGAGUUCAUUUCAGGGUAUUCAUCUCUGCGAACUUGAGGAUCUUCUGGACGGAAGUCUCUGGAACCAUGACCGCGAUAAUGAGCGAGCGGGUGGCCAGAGAGGCCGGAGCCGAUUCGCGAAUGAGGAAUAGCUGGGUACUCUCGGCAGGUCGUAGAGGCCCGUUUAAGGCAGUGGCCAUCUUGGAUUCGGGUCAAGGCCCUUACACACAGAUUUGCUACGCCUCAAAUCGCGAAUUAUGCAGCUCACAAGACAUUCUUGUUCUCGUUGCUUUCGGAAAUGUGGUGUCCGCGCGUUCAGACUAGGACGCCUCUCCGAGAGAUGUCGGACUAGGACGCCUCUGUUGGGUGCCAGAUCCGGGAACACCUCUCCCAGGCGAUAGAGAAGACUGGG
Molecule: messenger RNA, 2959 nt
Organism: Lindgomyces ingoldianus
Lineage: Eukaryota; Fungi; Ascomycota; Dothideomycetes; Pleosporales; Lindgomycetaceae
Exons: 3
Coding region: 258-2699 (813 amino acids)
Source: RefSeq, a predicted model, not a curated record